Molecule: messenger RNA, 2527 nt
Organism: Erigeron canadensis
Lineage: Eukaryota; Viridiplantae; Streptophyta; Magnoliopsida; Asterales; Asteraceae
Product: disease resistance protein RPM1-like
Exons: 2
Coding region: 89-2293 (734 amino acids)
Biological process (GO): defense response to other organism
Molecular function (GO): protein binding
Source: RefSeq, a predicted model, not a curated record
GAAGGCAGAAAACAUGACAAUCUGAUCUAAACAAAAACACAGAAAAAAUACUUCAUAAUACUCGACAAACUUUUAAUUAAAUUUGUGUAUGAUCAAAAUGGAGGUGAAGGCAUUAGCGGUGGGGGUGGUUCAAAAGCUAAAAGAUACGCUAAAUGAACAACCGAUAACCAAAAAUAAAGUAAUGAUGCAUCAACUGAAGCCAGUCAAGAAGUCUCUUGAGAAGCUACAAGGUUUUUCAGAAGAAAUAGACAUGUUCCAGAUGUCAUCGAACUAUCUUUGUGUCCUUUGUGAAGUUGCGGAUGAGAUUGAGAAAUUUGCUUUUCGAGUUGCUAGACAGAGGAAGAGGUUUGGUUUUGUAGCAAAUCAAAUGUUCUUGCUUCAUGAUCUCAAUUCUUGUCGUAUGCUUAUACGAAAAAUCAAGAAAAUAAUGAGCAAGAUUUCUUGUUCUCCUAAAGAUGAGGCUGCAACUAAGGACCAAGAAGAAUAUCAUCAUGAUAAUGAUGAGGUCUAUUCUAAUAAACGUGAGUUGGCACGAAAGAGUUCCUCUGUUGUUUGGCCGAUUUCAACUAUCCCCAGUGUCCCAAGUUCUAACAAAAAGUGUCUGGUUCGAUCACUGACUACAAUCCCACAUUCUCAAGAGAAUUUGCUAAAAAAGAAGAAACUAAUGCUCACCUAUUCUUACAACAAAAGAGAGGCAAACAAAGUAGGUUUUGAAGACGAAAAUGGUCAUGAUCAAUGUCCUGGCGAAGUUUUGGCCAAGUAUUAUGCUGACUUAUGUGAACACUCAAAACUUUGCCUGUUAUACCUGUCUCUUUUCCCGAAAAAUGAAGACAUUUCAGUACGGAGGUUGAUUAGGCUAUGGCUUGCCGAGGGAUUUGUCGAGAGAAGAUGCCAACAGCCAUUCCCCGAGGAUUUGGUACAGAAACUAUUUGAAGAUUUGGUUGAUCUGGGAAUGAUUCAGAUAACCAAAUUAAAGUCUGACAACAGCCCAAAAAAAUGUCGUUUAGCAUCUAUUCUGCAAGAUUACCUAUCACCAAAAGCCCAGAAUAUCGGUCUGUUUUACAUUCACCAAAAAUCAGAAUGUUUUGAGGAUGCUACAGCCCCCUUUGGUGUACGUAGGAUGGUUCACGACAUGAGCACCACAAGGGCCGUUGCCACAAACAAAUGGGCACGUAAAUUUGAUCCCUCUAACUUGAGGUCUUAUCUAUCUUUCAACCGCCCACACAAGGACACAGCAGCAAAAGAAGUUGGUAUACUGUUGAACAGAAUCAUUAAAAACGAUGUUUGCUUACUGAGGGUGCUUGAUCUUGAGGGUGUGAACAACCCUACUCUGCCUGAUAAGCUUGGCCAUUUGUGUAAUCUAAAGUAUCUGGGACUGAGACGAACGUACUUAGACAGUCUUCCUGAGUCGGUGGGUGACCUAUCAAAUCUGGAAACGCUAGAUGUGAAGCACACAUAUGUAAAUAGUCUACCAGACUCUAUUUGGAAGCUAGACAACCUUCGUCAUCUGAAUCUGAACAACAUCAGUCUUGCCAUGCCACCUAGCAGCUCUUCAACUCUAGUCACGUUAUGGGGAUUGGUUCUAGACGAGAAGAUACCAGUAAAUGAAGGUUUGGGGAUGCUGCUGAAUCUUACAGAGCUUGGUAUUAAGUUCCAACUAAGUACAAGAAGCCAAGGUAUGUUGCUUGACUGGAUUGCAAAGUUGGUGAAUCUUCAAUCAUUGAGGUUGAUAUCAGUAGAUGACAAGGGUAUUGUUUCGGAACUAGUUUUAAAAUCACUAGUAACGUUGACAAAACUUUCUCAUCUAAAUCUGAUUGGUAAGUUACAAAGGUUACCAGCUCUAUAUGAAUUCCCUUUAAACGUUAAGGUUCUGACAUUGUCAAUCUCUCAUCUAAACAAUGAUCCGAUGGAGACACUGGGAAAACUACCUUGCUUGAUCGUGUUAAGGCUUUUGGGCGACUCGUUCAUGGGUAAAAGAAUAAUUUGUCAUCAAGGAGGAUUCAAAAAGCUCGAAGUUUUGAAGUUUUGGAAUCUGCCCGGGUUGGAGGAAUGGGAUGUGGAGGAAGAGGCAAUGGAGAGUCUUUUACAACUAAAUAUCAGACGUUGCCAUAAGUUAAAGAAGAUCCCUUCCCGACUACUGCUAAAAACUAGGCCCUUGAAGGAUAUAAUACUAGAAAAAAUGUCUGAUGACUUUGUAUCCCGAAUCAGAACUGCAAAAUCCAUGGUCACAUCUCUUACAAUCAGACCCCUUGACGGAAAUCAAGACAAUACUUUAGGAGACAGCGGUACCUGAAUGCAGCCCGUAGUAGCUGAGUCUAGCAUGAACAAAUAGAAUCCAACCGGCAAACAUGAUGCGUCCGUCCAUUAUUAGUUCUCUAAUACUCUGUAUAACUUCGUUCAUAAAGCAUCUAUUUUUUUAAUUCUUUAAUUCAUAUCAUUGUUUCAUUUCCUUUUAAAUUACUGAUGUAUAAUACAUUCAACUCUCUGUACAUAAUUCAUUAGUACAAUCAAAUUAUUGUUAUCCAUG